AUGACAGCAGUAUCAAAUAUGGCGACAUUCAAUAUGAACGGUGGAGGAAUGAUGAGGAGCACGAUGCCAAAUGUGACGCUGACAAUCCAGCCGUCGACUUCAUCGAUGACGUCAUCACAGCCAAGAAUGAUGAACUCUCAUCAUCGAUUUCAACGAAACGAUGCGAUGCCCGAUGUGAUGGGUGAUGGACCUGGAAGGAGGCUGAGAAAGAAUGUUGCGAACGUUCGGAGGCACGUCGACUACGUUUCGACGGUGUUGAAUCACUGCGAGAAUCGUCUCUGGCAAUACGGAAAACAGCGAGUACUACAACAACCGGAUAUCCUCUACCAGCCACUCGCCGUUCCCGCCGACGCAACUCCAGAUGUCCCCGUCGAUUGUAUAUUGACGAAGUUCAUCAGAACAGCGAUGAAUAAAGUGAAAUGUCCGGUGUACAGCGUUUGUUGGUCACCGGAAGGAAAACGACUAAUCACAGGGUGUCAAACCGGCGAGUUCACCCUCUGGAACGGCACGGCGUUCAACUUCGAAACGAUUCUGCAGGCUCACGACUCGGCGAUUCGAGCACUGAAAUGGGCGUCGAAUGAGCAGUGGCUGUUGAGUGCCGAUCAGGGAGGAUACGUGAAGUAUUGGCAACCGAAUAUGAACAACGCCCACAUGUUCUCGGCACACAAAGAUGAAGCGAUUCGAGGAUUGGCAUUCGCCCCGACCGACGUGAAGUUCGCGACAGCCUCCGACGACGGAACCGCCCGUGUCUGGGAUUUCGCGCGGUACUCAGAAGAACGAGUGCUCAGAGGCCAUGGAGCAGAAGUGAGAUGUAUCGAUUGGCAUCCGACGAAGGGAUUACUGGUGACAGGAUCACGUGACACUCAACAACCAGUGAAGAUUUGGGAUCCGAAGACUGGAUCGUGUCUGGCGACUCUUCAAGAGCAUAAGAGUAGUGUGAUGGCGGUGGAGUUCAAUAAGAACGGGAAUUGGUUGUUGACGGGUGGAAGAGAUCAUUUGGUGAAAUUGUACGAUAUUCGGAUGAUGAAAGAGGUGAAGACGUUCCGAGCACACAAGAAAGAAGUCAUUUCACUCGCUUGGCACCCAAUCCACGAAGGACUCUUCGUUUCUGGCGGUGGUGAUGGAUCUAUUGUAUAUUGGAUGGUUGACGGAGAGAAAGAGAUUGGACUACUAGAACACGCCCACGAUCAAGCAAUUUGGUCGAUGAAAUGGCAUCCACUCGGACACAUUCUAGCUACAGGAUCCAACGAUAACAACACGAAAUUCUGGGCUCGAAAUCGUCCCGGUGACACUGUCGAAGACAUUUUCGGACUAUCGAGCCACACCACAAUGAUUGGUCAUUUGGAUAAGGAAAGAGAGCCCCGAAUGGCUCCGUUGAAAUCGAAUCAGGAGACUCAAGAGGUCUAUCGAUCGGACACUUUCAUUCCAGGAAUGGGUCUCGAUGAGAAUCUAUACGAGCAAUUGAAUAAGGACGGAAAUCUGAUGACUACUGAUACGACACUCUUGGUACCAGAUGAUAUGUCACGCCAGAAUUUGGCACCGAUGAUUGGAGCGAAACGGACGUUGAUCAAGCAGCCACCGGCCAAAAAAGCGCAACGUCAAUUCGAGCGGAUGUGGAAUAAUUCGAAGGGAAUCGGCGCGGGAACCGACGAUUUCGCGGCGAUGAUCGGUGGAAUGGGACGGGAAGACGCGGAGAGCUCCGGAGCAGGAGGAGGGGGCUAUGGAGCUCCGAUGCUCCCACCGACUAAAUCAUUUUUGGGACCACCGACGACGGGUGGCUCGUUGUUAGGGCCGAGUCAACCGAGACCGCCUCAGGAAUACCAUUCAAUGCCGCCACCGCCACAACAAGGACCACAAGGAGCACCGUGGAGAGGGCCUGGAGCCUACAGACCUCAAGGACAAUGGAAUCCUCAGAAUCAGCAGAAUCGAGGGCCUCCGGGACCCCCUGGACCUGGAUCUUAUGGUCCGCCUCCACAAUCUUAUGGCCAAAAUGGACAAGGACAAGGGUCAUUUGGAGGACCUCCUUCUUAUGGACAAAACCAAGGAUAUGGCCAACAAGCUCCGCCCCCUUCAAGACCGCCCGCCUCCUACAAUCCGCCGCCACAACAACAGACCCAAUCGGCUGAUAUCGACUACCGUAAUAGUGGUCCUCCACAGUCGUCUGCUGACGUGGAUAUGCGACAGAUGCCACAGCAGCCACCACAACCGAUCCAUCAGAAUAGUGGAGGAGGAGGCGUUCCGGAUUCGUGGAGAGCUCCGCCCACAAAUGCGCAGAUGCAGCAACAACAACAACAACAGAUGAUGCAGAGGAUGGAUCCGAGAAGAGAUCCGAGAAUAGCGGCGAGGCAAUCCGAUCAACUGAGCCCCACCGGCGGCCCACCACCACCUCAACAACAACAAGGACCAAACCAAUGGAUGCCACAAUUCGACGGAGGACCGAAUCGACGAGGAGGGAUGCACUCAGCUGGAAGAGGACGAGGCAGAGGACAACCUUACUAA
Messenger RNA from Caenorhabditis remanei, 2499 nucleotides. RefSeq lists its product as uncharacterized. The record is from RefSeq and is a predicted model, not a curated record. The transcript has 8 exons. NCBI's taxonomy places the organism in Eukaryota, Metazoa, Nematoda, Chromadorea, Rhabditida, Rhabditidae. Gene Ontology annotation, molecular function: protein binding. Gene Ontology annotation, cellular component: mRNA cleavage and polyadenylation specificity factor complex. The coding region runs from base 1 to 2499 and encodes 832 amino acids.